This is a messenger RNA of Rhopilema esculentum, 1092 nucleotides long. Its product is annotated as syntaxin-18. Gene Ontology annotation, cellular component: endoplasmic reticulum; membrane; SNARE complex. The record is from RefSeq and is a predicted model, not a curated record. NCBI's taxonomy places the organism in Eukaryota, Metazoa, Cnidaria, Scyphozoa, Rhizostomeae, Rhizostomatidae. Gene Ontology annotation, biological process: retrograde vesicle-mediated transport, Golgi to endoplasmic reticulum; intracellular protein transport. Gene Ontology annotation, molecular function: SNAP receptor activity.
CGAAAAAGAGACCAGUCUGACAUGUGCAAUGAGGUGGACUUGUGUGCUGACGAUGCAGCAGCAGCAACAACAAUACUUUCCAAUUUUGCCUGCUUGUUCUUUACUUUUUCAAAAGAGCUCCAUACUUCCCCAUAAAAUGGAUAUUUCAAAGACUUUUAAAGCUACUCUCAAGGCAGUACGAAUGAGAAAGAAAAAUAUUAGUGAAGAUAUAACUGAAAAACCUUUAACUGAACUCGGAAAGAAACAGCAAGACUCGGUUUUCAAACUUCGUUCCAAGGAAAUCGUGAAGAAUAUUACCAAAUUGAAAGAUGUCAUAUCUGCCAGUCGAAGUGAUUAUAUAGGAGUCCACAGGUUUCUGCCUGGAAAAUGUAUGACAGAAGCAGAAAGAGACCAGAUUGAUAAGGAUGUCCAAAUAUGCAUGAAAACCUGCUCUUCAUCAAUCAGUUCUCUAAAGAAAGAACUUGGAACAAACAACCAAGUAUCUAUUCACAGGAAAGCUGUGCUUCAGCUUUUAGAGGACUAUUUGAAAGCGGUUUGCAAGUUGUAUGCCCAGCAAAGAGCCAUACGUGUGAAGAAAGCUGUUGACCGAAAAAGAAUGUCUCGACUGAACACUGUACAAAACAAAGAAAACAUUUUGGUAAAGAAGGAUUUACCUAAUCUGAAAAGCCCCAAAAAUAUUGUUGAAAUUGAAGAGCCUAAACCAAAAAUAGAGGAGCCCUUGUCUAAAGAAGAGGUUCAGAUGUUUGAAGAUGAAAACAUGAAACUACUCAAUGAACUAAGUGGCUUGGUAGAUGAAGUGAAACAAAUCGAAGGAAAAGUGAUUGAGAUAUCACAACUUCAAGAAAUAUUUUCAGAAAAAGUUCUUGAUCAGGCAUCACAAAUCGACAAGGUGCACGAGACAACUGUAUCAACAACUGAAAACGUCAAAGACGGCAAUGAAAAUAUUCGAGAGGCAAUCAAAAACAGUGCAACGUUUAGAGUUUGGAUUCUGUUUUUUCUGGUUAUGUGUACAUUUUCACUUUUAUUCCUUGAUUGGUAUAAUCAGUGAAAUGAUAAAAUUCUUGUAUAUAUUUAUAUUUACAAAAAAUCACC